AUGAAAGUUGACUUUUUGAACGAAGAUGAACAGGAAAUGAGCGAUGGCAUGCAGAUCAUUGCCAACGACGGGCAAGUCGUGAAAGAAGAAGAGCAGGCCACGAGCGAGGGUAAGCAACUCGCGAAAGACGAAAAGCAGAUUGAUAUCCCGACUACGCUAGCAGGCUUCCACGAACAAAUUCGCCGCUGUCGAACCGGAAAAAAGCCAGAGGCUUGGAUUAGAGUACUCUACUGGGCUGACAAAGCUCUUGAAUUGAUCCAGAGUAAAGGUGGCUACACGGCACUGGAGGAAGCUGACUUUCAUGACUAUCGGGUUAGAAUGUUGCUUUCGUUGGGCCAGCAGAACUCGGCAGCUGAGGCAGCGAUUCGGGCCAGCGAGCUUCUGCGAGAGCACAUCCGGUCGACGUCAGAGUCUGAUCCAGCUGACGGACUCUGA
Messenger RNA from Akanthomyces muscarius, 435 nucleotides. RefSeq lists its product as uncharacterized. The record is from RefSeq and is a predicted model, not a curated record. The transcript has a single exon. Lineage: Eukaryota; Fungi; Ascomycota; Sordariomycetes; Hypocreales; Cordycipitaceae. The coding region runs from base 1 to 435 and encodes 144 amino acids.